Molecule: messenger RNA, 333 nt
Organism: Amaranthus tricolor (Joseph's coat)
Lineage: Eukaryota; Viridiplantae; Streptophyta; Magnoliopsida; Caryophyllales; Amaranthaceae
Product: 2S seed storage albumin protein
Exons: 2
Coding region: 1-333 (110 amino acids)
Molecular function (GO): nutrient reservoir activity
Source: RefSeq, a predicted model, not a curated record
AUGGCAGGAAUUAAGUUUAUGAUCCUGGCAGCUGCAAUGGCAGCCAUGGUAGUGAUAACUCAGGCCACCAUCAUAACAACCGAGGUCGAAAUCAACGAUGAUUCAAACCCGAUCCCGAUAUUUCACCGGGGCAAAUGUGACCGUCAGUUACAGAGUCAGUGGCCUAACCAUUGUGAGGAGUACAUGAUGGAAGAAAUGAUGGGUAUGAGGCCAAACCAAGGAAGGGGAUACUUCAAUCAGUGUUGCAAUGAACUAAGAAUGAUGGAUAGGGAAUGUCAGUGUGAAGCCAUGAAGAAAAUGGUGCAGCAAAUGGAGAAGAGUGAGCGUGAGUAG